Molecule: messenger RNA, 1944 nt
Organism: Puccinia triticina
Lineage: Eukaryota; Fungi; Basidiomycota; Pucciniomycetes; Pucciniales; Pucciniaceae
Exons: 4
Coding region: 1-1944 (647 amino acids)
Source: RefSeq, a predicted model, not a curated record
AUGUCCUCCGACUGCGUACCCUGCAACACUGCCCCCCCACCCUGCAGAUGCUCCGCCGACCAGACAUGCGUCCAGACACCCAGGAACUGCUCGACCUGCCCCCGGAACAUCUGCAUCAGCUCAGCAGCAUCCUCGCCCGCAAACAACCCAGGCUCAGCCGGACUGGCCGCACCCAUCGGAGGCGCAAUCGGAGGACUGGCAGCUGGUCUCCUCAUCAUCCUCUCCCUCUGGAUCCUCUACAGGCGAAACAUGCUCCCGUCCUGCUUCACCGCCAUCUUCGAAUCCAGAUCAACCAAAUCAUUCUCCAAAAAACACCCCCACCAUCUCAGGAACAACAAUCAGAAAAAGAACCGCUUCCUCCAAUCAAACAGCCACAACCUCAAGUCCCAGAACGAGCUGCCCCACCAAUCAGUCAUCUAUCUGCCAACAGAUACCAGGGACCCCAAGACGGCAUCGAUCAUCGAAUCAGAUGAUGACCCCUUCUCAGAUAAACACUCCGGCGUGUCCAUCAUCGGCGCCCAACCAAAACCGAGCCAUUCAAUCAACCCGACCGUCGAGCUGCUAGCCUCUCCCUUCCAUCCCAGCCCACCAGCCACCUACAACCCAUCCCGGACACUCUCGCUCACCGGGCCCGAGGACCGCAGCCCAUCAUCAGCCGAGCCGCCCUCCUCCACCUCCUCGACCAACCUGCCCAGCCCAGCAGCCGAACAACACCACCGCGCCUCCUCCUUCUUCCUCACCCCUGGCCAGCCCUCGCCCACCCAUCCCACGCCGACCGCCCAGCAGCACCGGCCGAUCCGGCCCCACCGCGCCCCCGACCUCGACCUCCGUCUGCCCGCGACGGCCCAGGUGGAGAGCGACGAGGCCAACAAGAAGGAGCCCCCGGGAGGCGCCGAGCCGGCCAGCAACAACUCGUACCUCUCCCCCGGCCAGGACACCCAGCAGAGCAGCCUCCGCCGGCUCUCCGGCUCCUCCGACGCCACUACCCACGACAGCCAUCUGAGCAGCAUCCUCGACCCCGCCAUGAUCGUCACCCCGGUCACCCUGGUCCGGACGGCCUCGGGAAGGCAGGCCGCCGUCCAGCGGGUCGCCCUGCGCGGCCAGGAGAAGGCCCGCGUCGUCCGGCUGCCCCCCAGCGGCCACCCCCACGGACCCUCCCCGCUCUCGCUCUCCAACGGCACCACCUCCAGCACGAUCCGCUCCCCGAGCGCCAACGUCCGCGAGACCUUCGGCUUCUCGCCUACCACGCCCGGCAUCGGCCGGGCCCGGGACACACUGGACCGCCCCCACUCUGAUCUCUCGGCCCUGGCUGCGACGGACGAAACGGGGCAGGAGGAGGAGCAGCACGACGAAGGCCGCGAAGACAUCGGCAGUCUCCCCAGCAACAGCAACAACGAGCAUGUGGGCCGCAAGAGCAGCACCAACCUGCGCAGGGCCCGCUCGACGGCCGCCUACUCGAUCGCUAGCUCCAGCUUCGGCGGCAGCAGCGUCUGCGACAGCUUCAUCGAGGACGAGGAGGUCGAGUUCCCCACCGUCCUCGGCCGCUCCGCCGCCACCCUCGCCCAACGCAUCCUCCAGCAACAGCACGACCAGAUGCAGGGCGCGGGCACCGAGACUGCGCAUCACCAUGUGAAUCUCAAGGCUCUCGGACGCGACAGGGCUAUCUCGCUCUCCUCGAUCAUCACUGAGGAGGCCCGACGAACGUCUCGUGACGGCUCGCCCCCGCCGAUGCCCUCGCUCCCCGCUUGUGCCGGGUUUAUUCCUUCCACGCCUUCCGCAGGCGGGAGUCCCUCGGGCAGUCUGCCGGAGCCGUUCAAGCCGUUUGCGGGCCAAAAGCCGCGGCGGCCGAGUGGCCAAUCGGGGCCAGCAGCGGGAGGCUCGGAGGGCUCGCCGGCGACCAGUCUGGACAGCGCCGUCGGCGCCGACGAGCGCCAUUUUUCUUGA